Knipowitschia caucasica is the source of this 1587-nucleotide messenger RNA. Lineage: Eukaryota; Metazoa; Chordata; Actinopteri; Gobiiformes; Gobiidae. The record is from the annotation of a GenBank genome assembly.
AUGUGUCUUCUGAGCCACUCUGAUUCCGAGCCACCUGGUCCCGAGCCACUUGGUUCCGAGCCUGAGUCCACCCGCAGCUCAACUACACAGAGGAGGAGACAGCAGUCUCUGGUAGAGGAGCAGAGGAGACAGCAGUCUCUGGUAGAGGAGCAGAGGAGACAGCAGUCUCUGGUAGAGGAGCAGAGGAGACAGCAGUCUCUGGUAGAGGAGGAGGACACAGCAGUCUCUGGUAGAGGAGCAGAGGAGGACUCAGCAGUCUCUGGUAGAGGAGCAGAGGAGGAGGACACAGCAGUCUCUGGUAGAGGAGCAGAGGUGACGAAAGCCGUCACCGCAGAGAGGAGCAGCAGCACAGCUCCACACGGACUCAUCAUCAUAGGGAUCUUUGUCUCCACCGCAACCAACACCAGUCACCUUCAGACCCGCGCACAGCAGGGAGCAGCCAUGCCUUUCGGAAACACGCACAACCAGUGGAAGCUCAAAUACUCCGGAGAUGAUGAGUUCCCGGAUCUGUCCAAACACAACAACCACAUGGCCAAGAUUCUCACCCCGGAGAUGUACGCGAAUUUGCGCGACAAACAGACCCCCAGCGGCUUCACCCUGGAUGACGUCAUCCAGACUGGAGUGGACAACCCAGGUCACCCCUUCAUCAUGACUGUGGGCUGUGUGGCUGGAGAUGAAGAGACCUAUGAAGUGUUCAAGGAGCUGCUGGACCCAGUGAUCGAGGACCGUCACGGAGGAUACAAGCCUACUGACAAGCACAAGACUGACCUCAACCCAGACAACCUACAGGGCGGAGACGACCUGGACCCCGCCUACGUGCUCAGCUCCAGAGUCCGAACAGGACGCAGCGUUCGCGGCUUCACUCUGCCACCGCACUGCAGCCGCGGGGAGAGGCGGGCCAUCGAGAAGCUGUCCAUUGAAGCCCUGGCGUCCCUGAGUGGAGACCUGAAUGGGACAUACUAUGCUCUGAAGAACAUGACUGAUGAGGAGCAGCAGCAGCUCAUCGAUGACCACUUCCUGUUUGACAAACCUGUGUCUCCUCUGCUGCUGGCCUCUGGGAUGGCCCGUGACUGGCCAGACGCCCGUGGCAUCUGGCACAACGACAACAAGACCUUCUUAGUGUGGGUCAAUGAGGAGGACCAUCUGAGAGUCAUCUCUAUGCAGAAGGGAGGCAACAUGAAGGAGGUGUUCAACCGCUUCUGCACUGGCCUCACCAAGAUUGAGAACCUGUUCAAACAGCGUGGUCAUGACUUCAUGUGGAAUGAACAUCUGGGCUAUGUUCUGACCUGUCCCUCUAACCUGGGCACCGGACUGAGGGCCGGGGUCCACGUCAAACUGCCCCUCAUGAGCAAGCACGCCAAGUUUGAGGAUGUGCUGAAGAAGCUGAGGCUGCAGAAGAGAGGCACUGGGGGCGUGGACACAGCAGCAGUGGGUGGGAUCUUUGACAUCUCCAACGCUGACCGUCUGGGCUUCUCGGAGGUGGAGCUGGUGCAGAUGGUGGUGGAUGGGAUCAAGCUUCUCGUGGAGAUGGAGAAGCGUCUGGAGAAAGGCCAAUCCGUCGAUGACCUAAUGCCCUCCCAGAAGUAA